ACACGACAAUCGACGAAUUUGAAUAUAAAUAUAAACAACAAAAGAAAAAGUCGUCAGUGAUAUACGAGACGCUGUUGUCUGCGGUCACACACAAGAAUUCGAUCAAGUAUUAAGAAUGUCUGUGCCGGUGUUGUAUUUCGACAAGCGAAGUCCUCCAGUUCGGAGUGUCUUGUUGCUCGUGGAAGCUCUUGCGAUUCCCGUCACCUACCAUCUUGUGGAUCUCUUCAAGGUGGAACAUCUCAAAGAAGACUUCCUAAAAGUAAAUCCCUUGCACACAGUGCCGUGUUUGCAGCACAACGACUUGCUCCUAACAGACAGUCAUGCCAUUCUCGUGUACUUGUGCGACGUUUACGGCAAAGGAACUGCCUUGGAGAUCGAUGGCGUCGUCAAUCGUGCCAAAAUCCUCAACAAACUCAUGUUCAAUGGCACCGUUUUGUUCGAACGGGAGAAAAUCAUCAUGCGAAAAAUCUUUUUGACCGGCAAAAAAGACAUCGAUCCAAAGGAGAUGGCAGCCGUUAAAGAAGCUGUGCAGUAUUUGGACAAAGUAUUAGCAACGACGAGUUUUGUAGCUGGAGAUUACUUGACGAUUGCGGAUUUUUCCAUUGUCGCGUCGUUCAGCACAAUUAGUUUGGUAUUGGACUUUCCGCAAGAAGAGUUUCCAAAUGUCGCCAAGUGGUUUGCAAAAAUGCAAGAAUUGCCAUACUAUCAAAAGGCGAAUCAAGAAGGACUUGACGCACUGAAAGAUGUAAUGAAAGAAAUUUGUGCUGGAGAGGUAACAGUGAAAUCCAGAACUCAAGCAACGAAUUGAUUUUUUUUUAAAUUUUUUUUUCAAUCCAGGAAGAGAGCGACCAAAACAAGACUUUCCUAAUACGCACAUUUUUAUAAUUUUUUAAAAUAUAUUUUGACUUGAUCAAAAAAGUAAUAAAUAGUCACCAA
Molecule: messenger RNA, 936 nt
Organism: Culicoides brevitarsis
Lineage: Eukaryota; Metazoa; Arthropoda; Insecta; Diptera; Ceratopogonidae
Product: glutathione S-transferase E14-like
Exons: 3
Coding region: 116-808 (230 amino acids)
Biological process (GO): glutathione metabolic process
Molecular function (GO): glutathione transferase activity
Source: RefSeq, a predicted model, not a curated record